UUCAAUCCAUCAAACACAGCUGAAAUAUUAACACUCUCAUAGUCUCACACUCUCAUUCUCAAGUCUCUACACUUAAUAGACUUGAACCUUUUUAGAAUCCUUCCAGAAUCCAGAUUACACCAAAGCCAAAAUGGGUGCUGUUGAAAUCCCAACAAUGGUGCUUCCCAACACUUCUGGUAAACAGAGGAUGCCGGUGAUUGGCAUGGGCUCAGCCCCUGACUUCACCUGCAAGAAAGGCACAAGAAACGCCAUCAUAGAAGCCAUCAAGCAGGGCUAUAGACACUUCGACACGGCCGCGGCAUAUGGCUCAGAGCAGGCUCUUGGAGAAGCUUUGAAGGAAGCACUUGACCUUGGUCUAGCCAAAAGAGAAGACCUCUUCGUCACUUCCAAGCUUUGGGUCACUGAAAACCAUCCUCAUCUUGUUCUUUCUGCUUUGCGCAAAUCACUCAAAACUCUUCAGCUGGAGUACUUAGACCUGUACCUGAUCCAUUGGCCCCUCACUUCUCAACCAGGAAAGUUUUCAUUUCCAAUUGCUGUAGAGGAACUCUUGCCAUUUGAUGUGAAGGGUGUUUGGGAAUCCAUGGAAGAAGGCCUCAAACUUGGCCUCACCAGAGCUAUUGGAGUCAGCAACUUCUCUGUUGAAAAGCUUCAAAAUCUGUUGACUGUUACCACCGUUCCUCCUGCUGUGAAUCAGGUGGAGAUUAACCUUGCUUGGCAACAGAAGGAACUAAGAGAGUUUUGCAACACGAAUGGAAUUGUCAUGACUGCCUUCUCACCUCUGAGGAAAGGGGCAAGCAGGGGGUCAAAUGAAGUUAUGGAGAAUGAUAUGCUGAAAGAGAUUGCAGAUGCUCAUGGCAAGUCUAUAGCCCAAGUCAGUCUAAGAUGGUUGUGUGAACAAGGAGUCACUUUUGUGGCAAAGAGUUAUGAUAAAGAUAGGAUGAACCAGAAUCUGCAAAUCUUUGAUUGGGCACUGACGAAGGAAGAUCAUGAAAAAAUAGAUCAAAUCAAGCAGAACCGUUUGAUUCCUGGACCAACCAAACCUCAACUUAAUGAUCUCUGGAAUGACCAAGCAUGAGCUAUUGAAUCACAUCUUCUAUUUAUUAUUCAUAUUUCUUAUACCGAAAUGUUGAGCUUCUAAUGAGCCCUGUUUUUCUGCUUUGUGUUUAAACAAUUGAUGUCUUUUUUUUUUGAUAAAAAACAAUUGAUGUCGCAUUACAUUUUACACAAGUUUCUUUUUCCUAGAUAUUUGACAUAGCUUGUUAUCAUUUAAUUAUGAGAUAUGU
Lotus japonicus is the source of this 1283-nucleotide messenger RNA. RefSeq names its product NAD(P)H-dependent 6'-deoxychalcone synthase-like. Gene Ontology annotation, molecular function: aldose reductase (NADPH) activity. The record is from RefSeq and is a predicted model, not a curated record. The transcript is spliced from 3 exons. Bases 131 to 1075 code for a protein of 314 amino acids. Gene Ontology annotation, cellular component: cytosol. NCBI's taxonomy places the organism in Eukaryota, Viridiplantae, Streptophyta, Magnoliopsida, Fabales, Fabaceae.